AUGGCUGGACCGCGGAUCAACCCGUCUCAGCACUCUUCGAUCAGCACGGCCAUGGCGAAGAAGAAGCUAAAGAACCGAUUUCGGGUAUCCGAACCUCGAAUCAAGAAAGAGAAGGCCAAUAGCAGAGAGAGGGAAGACGCACGGAGAGCGAGAGAGAAGGGCGCAGCAAGGCCGAAAGAUCUGAGAGAUAAGAGUGCACCCAAGAGCAAUGCAGUCGCCAUCGAUGCCCAGCACACGUGGAAGUCACUCAUCUUGAGUGAUGCCGGCUUGCUGCACGCAACUCUGGCAAGCUGGGCACUAUACGGCAUGCUGGCCAAUGAACUCGCUGACUUGAGAGUGUGCAAACUCAAGCACAAGAAUGAAGCGAUCAAGGCCGUCAACUACAAACUUGCGAUGUCUGGAGGAUACUUAUCUGAUGAGGUGGUCGGCACUGUAUUGACUUUGGCAAAUCUCGAGAAUCUUCUUGGAGACUACGAAGCGGCUCGACUUCACAUGACAGCAUUGGAACGUAUGGUGAAAGUGCGAGGUGGGCUGUUUGCCUUUGGACACAACGAUGGCUUGCUGCGUGGCAUCAUAUGGAUGGACUUUCACUCUGCAGCAGUCUCUCGCGCGCAUCCAUCUUUCCCGCAAAUCAGUCUGGACCCGGAUACGCCUCCUUUGCCGGACGAGCUCAAAGAAGAAGCGGCCCAAACUACCUGA
Alternaria infectoria is the source of this 699-nucleotide messenger RNA. RefSeq lists its product as uncharacterized. Bases 1 to 699 code for a protein of 232 amino acids. The transcript has 5 exons. Lineage: Eukaryota; Fungi; Ascomycota; Dothideomycetes; Pleosporales; Pleosporaceae. The record is from RefSeq and is a predicted model, not a curated record.